This is a messenger RNA of Magallana angulata, 4245 nucleotides long. RefSeq lists its product as uncharacterized. Gene Ontology annotation, cellular component: membrane. Gene Ontology annotation, biological process: G protein-coupled receptor signaling pathway. The record is from RefSeq and is a predicted model, not a curated record. Bases 756 to 4025 code for a protein of 1089 amino acids. The transcript has 9 exons. Gene Ontology annotation, molecular function: G protein-coupled receptor activity; protein binding. NCBI's taxonomy places the organism in Eukaryota, Metazoa, Mollusca, Bivalvia, Ostreida, Ostreidae.
UUUUAUUUCUACAUUUGCAAACAUUCUUUACAGUACAUAAUAAAUAAAACAGGAACAUUGUUUUGAAAUUUAAAAAAAAUUAAACAUAAAACAUUAACGUUUUUCAAUUAUUAAAAUUAUUUCUGUUUUAGUUAACAGAAUAAGAAUUUAACGGAUAAUUUUACUAAUAUAUCCAUGCUACGUUUUAUAUAAGACGGUAAUUAUAAGGGUACAGAACAUGACAAUAUUUUAAGACACAGGUCACCAUUUCACAAUUUUUGUCAUACUUCUGGCACCAACAGCUGUAAUCGAUGUAUAUUAUAUACAGUUGCUGUAUUUGACGGGAUCGGGGUAUGACUUCGUCAAAGAGAUGGAAAUUCAUCAGUAUUCCCUUUGUCAUGAUGACUUUUCCGUCAGGCAGCAAUUUCACAGAUAUUGUCCGUGGCAGUUGUCUUGCAUCUGGCAUUAACAACUGUUGGUUUAUGAUAUGUGAAAGACUCGAGAAAGCCACGUGUUAAUCACACAGUCGAUACAGACCCGCUGACUGAUUGCUUUUUCACAGGAUAAAGAUCUGACCUUUAGUCAACAAAAAAACGACUAAAAAGCGACUGAACUCUGACUGUAAGGCGACUGAAAUGUGACUGAACGUCACCUAAAAUGUGACUGAAAGGCAAAGUUUAGCCAAUUAGUUACUAUACCAAACAUUUCAGUUGAGAUUUAGUUGAUUAAAUUGCACAAGUUUAUCUUGUGGAUUUUGUUAAUCUUAGAACUGCUAUAUGGAUUUGAUUUUGAAUUUACAGAUGGUCCUGUCUACUAUGAUUCAGAGAGGUGUAUGCUUCAUUGGUCUAUUGUUGCUGUACAGCAAAACACCUACUGCCUUCUCAUUGCUGGCUACUUCUUCAUCAGUUGACUGUGAUUUUGAGAUAAACAUGUGCGGCUGGAUUAUCGGAAGAAACUUUUCUUCGCCCGUGGGUAGCCAUCUCUACUGGAAUUUGUGUCCACAUCUCCCAUCAUCCAACGAUUUCAAGGACACAUGUGAUUACAAUGUCGGCUUAAAAUACGCUGAUCCGUUCGCCCGCCAUGACACCCGAGGGAGCUCAGAAACAGACCUUCCUUUAGAUUUCCACAGACAUGGCGGCUUCGUUCUGAGAUCUAGUAACCAGAAUGUCGAGCCCCCGUACAGCGCCCAGUACAGCACGUUCUACACGUCCUACAUUCUGAGCGUCGAUGUCCCUGUGUUCUUUCUGUACAGGUGUUUACGUUACUCCUUCUCACUGCGUGGACAGUCCACCUUCAUCGUGUCGUAUCUCGUCACGGAAGAGAAAAGUGACGUCAUAAUCAAAGAGUACCAGGCUAAUUGGAUGGGUAAAACCAAGGAGGGUUGGAUCGUUGGAAAUGGUAGCGUAAAUCUUCCAUUGAAACCCACGUUCAGGAUAAUGUUUCGAGUCUGGUUCAGAUAUAUCGGUAACAACGCUGUAAAUGUCGACAACGUCAGGAUAACCGAGGGACUUUGUAAUGCGAGCUGUCCUCUUGACGAAUAUAGGUGUCGUAGUGGAGAAUGUCUGUCACCCAGCCUCGUUUGCGAUUCCCGCAAUGACUGCUUGGAUGGUUCAGACGAAGACGCAUGCGAUUUGGUUUCGGAAGAAAAUCCAGUCCAACUAAACUCUUCGGAACACGAAAUUUUGAAUACCACAUCGGUGUGUUCAGAGUGUCCCAAAAACGCCACCUGUAUUUCCUUCUGUCCAACGUCUUGCAACUGCAAUGGAACUGCCUUCUUAUGUAAAACACAUUUUUCUCUCGCCUACAGUUUUUUAGUGCGAUUGUCAGAAGUGACGUGUAAUAUCCUUGACGUUUCAGAGUUAGGACGAGGGAUAUUUCAAUUUGAAAUUUUUUCCUCGCUCAUUUCUACUCUAAAUAUAACAGACGAUGUCCAAAUAGAGAAUCUUAUCAUAAAAAACUCCAAUGUGGACAGCAUCCAAAUACCUCACCAAGUUGUAAACCACGUCCAGUUUACAAACAUAAAAGUUAAUUCCCUGUCAUUUGUGACAUCUUUCAUGUUUUUACAUGUGAUGGGGAACAUUCCCAGUUUCAGUGCCUCUGCCUUCCUAUAUAUGCCUUACGUGAAAUUUGAAGGAAAUGAUCUCUCCUCUGCCACUGUGAUCUACGAAAUGUGGAACAGAGCCUUGUUAUCCUCAAACAACUCUCAUAACAAGGCAGUUCUGAGGAACUGUAACAUACAGAACACUUACACGACAAACUACGUCAAAAGUAGCUUCAUAGAUCUGAGCCACAACAAGUUGAAGUCGUUCACAGUGUCUGAUCGGACACAAAUUCUGCUGAUUCGCAACAAUCUGCUGGAGACUGUUGUACGACCGUACGCUGUGACCUUUAACACGUCCUUGAAGACCCUUGACAUGUCCUUCAACAAAAUAAUAAUGUUAGGUCAAGGAGAUUUCACCUAUUUCUUUAAUCUUCUGUACAUCGAUCUCAAGUCCAACAAUAUAUCCUGGAUGCACGAUGAAAUAUUCCUUGAACUCACGAAUUUACGCUACUUGGACCUCUCUAAUAAUUUAAUUCAAACUAUAAAACAAACCCACUUUGUCAAUUUAGAAAGUCUUCAAUAUUUAUACUUGCAAAAAAAUCUCUUAAGCAGCAUUGAUUUGGAGUCUUUCUAUUCAUUGAAAAAUCUGCUUGUUCUAGACAUGGCAAACAAUAAGUUAACUUCCCUUAAAGGUAUGUACUUCCGCAAUCUGAAGGAACUGAGGUACCUCUACCUGCAGAAUAACAAGUUCCAGGUGAGUGAGGGGAUGUUUGACGGCCUCUCAAGUCUCCAGGUGAUGCAGGUGGACUUCUUCUCUCUCUGCUGUGCAAAACCCAGAAACGUUUACGAUAUAGUUUGCAUAGCUCCUGGAAACGAGAUAUCUUCUUGUAGUAAUCUUAUUGCAGUCCCAAUCCUUAACGUUGGUAUUUGGUACAUUGCAUUGUUUGCUGCCUUUGGAAACUUAGUUGUGUUUUGUUAUAAACUUGUUUACCAAAAAAGACAAUCUGCGCAGGCGCACUUUAUCUUCACUACUAACUUGAACUGGGCGGACUUUAUUAUGGGAAUUUAUCUGUUCAUUAUUGCCACUGCAAACUUGGUUUACAAUGGUCGCUACGGUUUAGAAGACUUUGCAUGGAGGAACAGCUACUACUGCACGUUUGCUGGGAUUCUAGCUACAGUUUCUAGUGAGACCUCUGCGCUUCUAGUUUUCCUUAUCACAAUGGACAGACUUAUAGCCAUCAAGUUCCCUUUCUCGGGGAGGGGGUUCACUAAAAAUGGUGCUAUUUUUCUGUCUCUUUGUUCUUGGUUCGUUGCUCUGUUUUUGGCCUUGUUACCAAUUGUUCCCAUGCAGUCCAAUUACUUUGACGGUUACUACGCCCGAUCAGGUGUCUGUAUUUCCCUGCCAUUGUCUGUCGUGAAAAAGUCGGGGUGGCAGUAUUCGAUGGCGGUCUUCAUAGGACUAAACUUUCUGUUAUUUUUUGGCAUUUUGAUCGGACAAAUCAUCAUUUUCGCAGAAGUAAUCAAAGUCGGAAGUAACCUGGUUUCCUCCAGGAAGAAGCAAAGGGAGAUAAGUCUAACCAAGAGUUUGGCCGCCAUUGUUCUGACAGAUAUGUGUUGCUGGAUUCCUAUCGGGACGAUAGGACUGUUGACGUUUUUUGGGAUCGACGUUAGCAAUGAAGUGUACGACUGGAUCAUAGUCAUUGUUCUCCCCAUCAACUCAGCUCUUAAUCCGGUCAUCUACAACUUUAUAGCUUUCAUGAGACACAAACGAAGAACUGAUUUAUCCGAGUCAAACAACCUGAAGCAGGAGUGUGCCGUUCUAAAACGUAAACUCGAAGUCCUACAGUCAAUGAACAAAGGUUGCUCCUGUCGGAGAAAAGUGGAAUCAGUGAAAAAAGAGCAACACUCCAACACAGAGGUGGUGGACACGGGCUCAGGAAUGGAGACUCACAACCACACCAACGGGAUGGCGGUGACCGUCAUCAGAAUGGACACCCGACUCUGACCCCCAAUCCCCACCCCCGACCCCCACCAUCCCUUCCUCACAGGCUCAGGCAUGGAGACUCACAAGCACACCAACGGGAUGGCGGUGACCGUCAUUAGAAUGGACACCCGACUCUGACCCCCAACCCCCACCCCCGACCCCCACCAUCCCUUCCUCACAGGCUCAGGCAUGGAGACUCACAAGCACACCAACGGGAUGGCGGUGACCGUCAUCAGAAUGG